CUCAAAUCAUUCCCCCCUAUUGUCAAACACCUCUCUCUCUUUUCCAGUAUCAAUGUCAUUUACUACAAAAAUAUUUCCAUUUUUUCUUUUAUUUCUUCUUAUUCAUCCACUUCAAGCUGUUCCAAGUAUCAUUCCACUAAAUGGUUCUUGUACUGAUAAAUGUGGCAGCAUUGUCCUAAAAUAUCCCUUUGGUUCAGGAUUUGGUUGUGGACAUCCUACAUUUUCAAGAUUCAUAAAAUGCACUUCUGGUGUACUUCAGUUUUCAACUGGCACUGGCAUUUAUACUAUAUCCACACUAGACUACACAACCAACACACUUAUUUUAACAGACCCCUUUAUGUCAACAUGUUCAUCAAUGCAAAAUUCAGGCAGUUUUACGUUGGAUCGGUCGACUCCCUUCAGCAUUAUGAAAGAAAACAUCUUUGUUUUACUAGGAUGUUCUACAACAUCAGCUGUAUUUGAUCCAAAACAAGAUUUGUGUGAUACCGGCUCGGGUUCAAAUGUAUGUAGAGGACUUUAUUCUUGUAAAGGAGUGACAGGAAUUGGUUUAGAACUAAAUGCUCCUAUAUCUACAUGUUGUGUAUAUGAUCCACCAGUUCCUAUUGGUUCAGGUUAUGGUUUGAACUUGCCUAGACUUCAGUGUUCUUCUUAUUCGUCGAUAUAUGGUUUUGGUGGUGAUGAAGGAGAUCCUAUGAAAUGGCAAUAUGGGAUUUCUUUGCAGUAUAAUAAUUCAUAUUAUACUGAUGAUUCUUGCAAGAACUGUGAGGAUAGUGGUGGAAUUUGUGGUUUUUCUGGUUCAGAUGAGUCUUUUGCUUGCAUUUGUAGGAAUGGUGUUAACACUACCAUUAAUUGCUUUGGAAGAGGAUAUGCAUGGAGUGGGACAUGGAGACACAAAAUUCAAACAGAAAUGAGUAUUGGAGGAAUUUUGUUCUUCUGGAUGAUGCUUUUCAUCUAAGGCAGGACUAAAAGUCCAUUAUUCUAUGAAAUUCAUGUAAUACCAAGAUUAGGCUAAAAUUAGCAGAUCAAAAGCCUUGAAAUUUGGCCCUGAAAUUAGGAUGAUUGUAGCUUUUUUAUAUGAAUUCCAUGGCUGUUGAAGUUGUAACAUUCAGUAACAUGAUA
This is a messenger RNA of Nicotiana tabacum (common tobacco), 1119 nucleotides long. RefSeq lists its product as uncharacterized. NCBI's taxonomy places the organism in Eukaryota, Viridiplantae, Streptophyta, Magnoliopsida, Solanales, Solanaceae. Gene Ontology annotation, molecular function: polysaccharide binding. The record is from RefSeq and is a predicted model, not a curated record.